AAGAAGAUAUCCAUCCCCCAUCGCCUGUCUCCUCCUCCAACACCGAUUCACCAGUUACCAGUAAAACCACAUGGCUAAAAAGCUUUCGCGACUGCGUGGAAUGUUCUCAAGCGGUAACGUCACGUCUAGGGUUUUCGAACGUCAGAUUCGCUCAUCUCCUCCCGGCGCUUCCGUGAAUCGUGCUAGAAAAUUCUACGAGAACCUAGUCCCGAGCCACACACUCUACGAUGUCGAGUGCCCCGACCACUGCUUCCGCAAAUUCACCGAAGACGGACUCUUCCUCAUCAGCUUCACCCGUAACCACCAAGAACUCGUCGUCUACCGUCCCUCCUGGCUCACCUACUCCUCCUCAACCGAUUCCUCCUCCCUCCCUCGCCGCGCCUCCCGCUUCGACAGCUUCUUCACUCACCUCUACUCCGUCAACCUCGCCUCCGCCAACGAGCUCAUCUGCAAAGACUUCUUCCUCUACUUCCCCUCCCAACGAUUCGGCCUCUUCGCCACCUCCACCGCUCAGAUCCACGACUCCGCUCCUUCCCCCGGCGCCGUUCCCGGCGUUCCCUCCAUCGAUAAGAUCACCUUCGUCUUGCUUCGGUUGGACGACGGUGUGGUGUUAGAUGAGAGGGUGUUUCUUCAUGAUUUCGUUAAUUUGGCUUAUAACAUGGGCGUCUUCCUCUACGAUGACCUUCUCGCGAUUCUUUCGUUGCGGUUUCAGAAGAUCCAUCUUCUUCAGAUUAGGGAUUCCGGUCAUCUCGUUGACGCUCGUGCCAUUGGAUACUUUUGUCGCGAAGAUGAUGAGCUUUUCCUCAAUUCUAGUUCUCAGGCGAUGAUGACGACCAGGACGAGUCAAGAUAAGAACAAGCAGCAGAGCAGGGAAGAGGAUGCGGAGAAUAAUGGUUUGCAGCACCGUAGUAGCCAACAACCAAAUGCUUCUGAUAAUUCUUUUCUUAGUGGCAUCAAGCAACGGCUGCUUUCUUUCAUCUUCAGAGAGAUUUGGAACGAAGAAUCCGAUAACACCAUGAGAGUUCAAAGCCUGAAGAAGAAGUUCUAUUUCCAUUUCCAGGAUUAUGUGGACUUGAUUAUCUGGAAGGUUCAGUUCUUGGAUCGACACCACCUGUUAAUCAAAUUUGGCAGUGUAGAUGGUGGGGUAGGGAGAAAUGCUGAUCAUCUUCCAGCUUUCUUUGCGGUGUAUAAUAUGGAAACAACCGACAUUGUAGCAUUCUAUCAGAACUCAGCAGAAGAUCUUUACCAGCUAUUUGAGCAGUUCAGUGAUCACUUUACUGUAUCAAGUAGUUCGCCGUUCAUGAACUUUGUAACAUCCCAUUCUAACAGCGUCCAUGCUCUUGAACAACUAAAGUACUUGAAGAACAAAUCAAACAGUUUUUCUCAGUUUGUGAAGAAGAUGUUGGUCUCUUUGCCUUUCAGUUGUCAGUCACAGAGUCCUUCCCCAUACUUCGACCAAUCUCUCUUCCGGUUUGAUGAAAAGUUAAUAUCUGCGGCAGAUAGGCAUAGACAAUCCUCGGACAAUCCAAUCAAGUUUAUAUCUCGAAGGAAACCGGAAACGUUGAAAUUCAAAAUAAAACCAGGACCAGAGUGUGGAAGUGCAGAUGGUCGGAGCAAGAAGAUAUGUUCAUUCCUCUUCCAUCCACAUUUACCACUUGCCAUCUCUAUUCAACAAACACUUUUCAUGCCUCCCUCUGUCGUCAAUAUCCAUUUUCGGCGAUGACACUCUUUUUGUUUCCAUCAUGUUGUGUAAUCUAUUGUUUGUAAAAGAAAAAAAAAACGAAAAACACAUGUCUGUAUCUGAUCAUAAAAAGGAAGAAACGUAUAUACAUUGUUACGAUGGAAUAAUAAAUAAUUGGAAUUUUGACCGAUA
Raphanus sativus (radish) is the source of this 1873-nucleotide messenger RNA. RefSeq names its product light-mediated development protein DET1. The transcript is spliced from 10 exons. NCBI's taxonomy places the organism in Eukaryota, Viridiplantae, Streptophyta, Magnoliopsida, Brassicales, Brassicaceae. Bases 71 to 1723 code for a protein of 550 amino acids. Gene Ontology annotation, biological process: positive regulation of proteasomal ubiquitin-dependent protein catabolic process; protein ubiquitination; carbohydrate metabolic process. Gene Ontology annotation, cellular component: nucleus; cullin-RING ubiquitin ligase complex. The record is from RefSeq and is a predicted model, not a curated record. Gene Ontology annotation, molecular function: ubiquitin protein ligase binding; ubiquitin-like ligase-substrate adaptor activity.